Messenger RNA from Mytilus trossulus (common blue mussel), 900 nucleotides. RefSeq lists its product as uncharacterized. Gene Ontology annotation, molecular function: nucleic acid binding. NCBI's taxonomy places the organism in Eukaryota, Metazoa, Mollusca, Bivalvia, Mytilida, Mytilidae. The record is from RefSeq and is a predicted model, not a curated record. Bases 1 to 900 code for a protein of 299 amino acids. The transcript has a single exon.
AUGAUGUCAACUAUAGUUAAUUCUAUUUCCAAGCGUAUUAAUGAUGACGAAGACAAUUGGGAUAGAUUUAUUCCGUUCAUUCAAUAUUCGUACAACAAUACCCCUUGUCUUGACAGUACUGAAUAUACACCAUUUUUUCUCACACAUGGACGAUAUCCUAGAUCCUUGCUUGAUAUAAGUUUUGACAAUUUCGAUUUGCCAGUGACUUGCCGUGAUUAUAUAAUUCGUUUAUUGGAAAAUCUGGACAAAUCACGAGAAGUAGCCGUAGAAAUUCUCAAGGAACGAAAACAACAAAUGGUGACAACAGCAAACAGAAAGACACAUGAACUACAGUUUGCUGUCGGUGAUAUCGUGUACAUAUAUCGGCCAGUUGUAACUCCAGGAAAGCAUCGAAAAUUCAUGCGACCGUGGAUUGGACCGUACUAUAUUACACAAAAACUUUCAGACAUUCAUGUUAAAAUCCGCCGUAAAUCAGAUGGAAAACUAGUGAAGAACCGUGUUCAUGUCAAUCGUUUGAAACAUGGGUUUUUGUGGCAUGAUAGGCCACAGGACCCUGAAGCUCCCCCAAAUGUAGAUGCCACUGAGCCCGCUAUUUUAGCUGAUGAAGAAAUUCCCCCUAAUUUUGUAGAUAAUACUGAAAUACCCCAGGGUGUGGAUAAUGUGUCUCAAAAUGGUGACCCUCAGAAUGAUAGUAUUUCUGAAAAAUUGUAUGAGGUAGAAAAAAUUUUAAGAAAGAAAUUUGUUGAUGGUAAAUGGUAUUACCGAGUGAAAUGGUUAGAUUUUGACUCUACGAAUAAUUCUUGGGUAGAGUACCAAGAUUUAAAUGAGAAAUGUAAAAAAUAUGUGAAUGACAUGCAUAAGAAAAUAUUAACUGAUCGUAGAAGUAAAAAGAAGAAUUAG